AAGUGAAGGCGAUAGAGCCCGAAGAGUAGAUGAUUUAAAGUUUGUCUCAUUGAGUCUCGUGCCCGCUUAAGUGGGCCGGAAGUGGCACUUUUGACCAGAUCCACCCAUCGAAUCCUCGACUGAAACAUUCAGCAACGGUAGUCCCGGCAAAGGAGAUGGCACCUUGAAGGCAAAUGCAACCAGGACAGCCUGUUUCCUCUUCCAGUUUCUGGGUCUCCUUCUGCUGCCCGUCUGGGAGAAUAGAGGCUGGCUGCUGCAUCUUGGUUGGCUGCUCACAAGCUUUUACUCAUCCGCCUGGAGGAAUUUCUUCACAUGGCUUCCGAAGAAGUGACGAUUACAGUUCGCCUCGUUCGUUCAUUUGAGCACAGAAAUUUCAAGCCUAUAGUGUAUCAUAAAGUUAAUUUGGACCAAACUGUUAGGGAAUUUAUAGUAUUUCUAAAGCAAGAUAUACCUUUAAGAACCAACCUGCCACCACCAUUCAGAAAUUACAAAUAUGAUAAAUUGAAAAUUAUCCAUCAAGCACAUAAAUCAAAGACAAAUGAACUGGUGUUGGGUUUGGAAGAUGACGACAGACUCCUGUUACAAGAAGACAGUACGAUGAGAGCAGCCGGGAUAGAUAAUGAAACUGAAAUUGCGUUCUUCUGUGAAGAAGAUUACAAAAACUACAAAGCUAAUCCCGUUACAUCCUGGUAAUGACCUCCUUGGCUUCCGUUUUGCAUACCCGUGAGAAAAGAAGAGUGAAGAAAAUCAGAGACUCAAGGACACCAUUUGUUUACGGGACUCCUGGAAUGUGUAGACUACAGUUUCCUGACUCCAGAAGAGCCAGGUGGCACCUGGCUCCCCUACCUGCCACUUUGAUCGGGACCACAGAGUGUCCUGGAGAAAAUGGAGAAGAAAAUUGAAAAUCAUAACAGACCAGACUUAUGAUAUGAUCAGGACUGGGGUUACCUCUGAGAUGACAGCGUUACACUUGCCUCAGCCUGGAACUGACCCUGCCCUUGGGAAUCACCGUGAUGCCAAAUAACAUGCAGGUGUGUGAAGUGAACACUAACCCUCAGGAGGAACAGACUCUUGAACAAUUAGCCAGAUGAGACCAAAAGGCCUUCUUUUACCCCAACACAAAGCCAGAGGCUGGAAAGGAGGACCAAUAGAAUGGAGGAGGCAGAGGGAAGUGCUUUCAUAUAGAGGGGAGUACAGCCAAUACCUCUAACAUACGUGUCUGCAUUGUGGAAUGGAAAAUUUGCUCGAUAUGAUUGAACGUGAGCCACGAUGAACAAAGAAAAUUGUUCAUUGAGAACAAGUCUAUGGGCUGAAAGACACGUUCUUUCAAAAUAAAACACUACCUUUGGUUCUUGGUAAUGGCUGGUUAUCUGCACAAGUAACAGAGAAAGCAGUAGUCUCAAAGGGGUUUCUCAGCCAGCAUGAUGUAGUGAGAACUCUUAGAAACGUUAGGGGACUCUAGAAUUACUCCAUGAGCCCUCACCACAGUCAGCAGGGCUGAAUGGAUUCAUCAUGGUAGUGUUUCACUGAAGAAAAUCUAUUUUAAAAAGACAACCAGGAAAGCCUGAUUAAAAUGAGAAGAUGCUUUGUUGAAAGGUUUAAUAGAAUAUACUUUAAGGCAAAUUCCAUUUUAUUUAUCAAGGUGCUGACUGUACAGAUGUCCUAAUUAUAUGUAUAUAAUUAGGAUAAAUAUAUAUGUGAUAUUUAAUGUGACAAAUAAUAAACACAUUUUUCCCUCACUGAGUAGGGAAAGAUACAUAA
Echinops telfairi (small Madagascar hedgehog) is the source of this 1761-nucleotide messenger RNA. RefSeq names its product chromosome unknown C2orf76 homolog (gene CUNH2orf76). The coding region runs from base 313 to 693 and encodes 126 amino acids. The record is from RefSeq and is a predicted model, not a curated record. Lineage: Eukaryota; Metazoa; Chordata; Mammalia; Afrosoricida; Tenrecidae. The transcript has 8 exons.